AUGGCCGCUGCGGGCGCUGACGCAGUGCCUGGUGCCCGUGCUGAAGAGAAUCGAGCGGAGAUCGCCGCACUGAGGCAGGAGAUUUCUUCGUUGCUGACGACCAAUGGACGUUUGCAUCAACAUUUGGGCCAGCUGAAUGGCUACUUUCCAGCUGAUGCUCAUACCGCUCCACGUGUCCAAGGCGAAGAACGCGCGGAGCCUGUGACGGUCUCACCGCCCCGCCAAAGCAAUCCCAAUCCGCCACUGGGUCAGCCGCCGGGGACGACGCCCACUUCUGCUGCGCUAGCGGCCAUGCUGCGGGAACGGGACGAUCUGCAGCAAAGACUGCAAACGACAGAGCUCGCGCGUUGUGCUGCUCAACAGCGCCGGUCCACCGCAGAGGCCGCGUUGCAGCGGGCUUCCGACGAUUUGGACCGGCAAAAGAAGCUGGUGGCCUCAUAUGCAGCAGAAAAGGAACAAUCGGCUAGUGAAGCGGAAGGCCUGCGGCAACAGUUGCGCGAGGCCCAUGAGAAGCUCGCCCAGCUUGACACUGCCUUGACAACGAGGAGCGAACGUGUCCGGGCCAACGAGCGUGAGUAUGCGGAGCUCCGAGUCGAGUACGAUGGCCUGGCGGCAGCGAAUGAAGCCAUCCGAAAGGAGCUGGCGACGACCCGCAGCCGCAUCGCAUCGGAGCAGCAAGGCUGCCGUGCGGCAGAAGCUGAGCUUUCCGAGUACCAAGCACAACUACGCGCUGGCGAAGCUGAGUUUGCUGCCGAGCUGGAGUCUUUGGCCACCCGACGUCGGAGCUUGGAAGCGUCUCUGCGAGACUCUUCCGCAACCCUAGCUGAUGCUGAAGCAGAGGUGGCCGAGACUCGCAUGCAGAGUCUGGGUUUGCGAGCACAGCUGGAGGUUCUGGAAGCUGCCCGGGAUGAAAUUGCUGCGCAAGAGCACCAGGCCAGCAUGCAGCAGCGGGAAGAGGUGAAGCGGCUGGAAUCCUUGGCUGCGAACCUGGCAUCAGAGGCCAAAGAGAUCUCUCAACGGCACGUGAAGGUUACCACAUCUUUGCAGGACGGACUAACCAACGCCACCGACCAAGGGAAAGUGAGAAGACCCAGGAGGACGCACUGGGUUUGGCCCGCACAGCUGCCGCUGAGCGCUGUAGACGUGCGCGAGAGGAAGUGGCUGAGGCCGAGCAAAGACUGGGAAGUUUCCUUCGUCAAUUGGGAGAGGAGCGCUGUCGUGGACUGGAGUUGGCUCGCGAGCUGA
Molecule: messenger RNA, 1245 nt
Organism: Durusdinium trenchii
Lineage: Eukaryota; Dinophyceae; Suessiales; Symbiodiniaceae
Source: the annotation of a GenBank genome assembly